Molecule: messenger RNA, 13441 nt
Organism: Phalacrocorax carbo (great cormorant)
Lineage: Eukaryota; Metazoa; Chordata; Aves; Suliformes; Phalacrocoracidae
Source: RefSeq, a predicted model, not a curated record
UCCUGCGACCGGUGACUUCAUGGGAAGGAGGCGGCGGCGGGAGGUGGUUCGGCUUUCCGUCUCCUGGUGCUGUCUGCAGGGCGGGCGAGAGGCGGCCGCUCCCCCGGGCAGCGCGUGCGGGGGGACAGCGGUGACGGAAAGCGGCAGCUGGAGGGGACGGCAGCGGCUGGGCUGGCUCCCCUCCCUUCCCCCGCUCCCCGGCCGAGGAAGAUGGAGCUCGGUUAGUAAGGGCUUGCGGGAGGAGCAGCGGGGAGCAGGCACAUGAUACUGGAGAACUUCAAAAUCAGAAGUAAAAUCAGCAGGACAGGUGCCUCCUGCCUUCCUAAAUAGGGCGAAAGCGAGUUUACCAGUGUGGAUGCCUUCCUCAUUUGUUUCACCAAAAUGAGAUAGGGCUUGCAUGAGAGAAAGGAGAUUUUUGCAACUAGAACCUACCAUGAUUUCUCAGGGGACAAAAUUUGGCUUAUUCAUACCUUCUACUGUGGCGAAAAUGGAUUAUUUUCCUCACCAAAAACCAGCAGCGUAACACCCAUCUGACACAUGCCUCAAGCCUGUUCUAAAACUGGAAGCUAUUUGAAGAUAAACCUGUUUAAAACAAAACAGGUGCGAGGCUGGCAAAGUAAUCUCUGAUCUAACUUGAAUGGGAUGAAUACAAAGUGUCAAGUUUAUUUCUCUGUAGCUGUGGUACAAGCAAGAGCCAACCAAUAUUGUCUACUACCAGUAGGAAAUCUCCAUGCUAGUCCUUAAUCUUGGCAUGAGAGUAAAGUUGCAACUGAACCGGUGAGGAGGAGUUAACAGGAAAAAUCUAAUUCAUGCUCAAAGAUGGAUGCCUUCUAGCCAGCCAGUGAUUCCUACUGCUGCUGCAUGUCUGGCAGCAUCUCUGAAUGAUCACAUGACUCUUGAUAUGGAUGCUGUCCUGUCAGACUUUGUUCGGUCGACAGGGGCAGAACCAGGUCUGGCAAGAGACUUACUGGAAGGCAAAAAUUGGGACUUGACAGCAGCUUUGAAUGACUAUGAGCAGCUCCGGCAGGUACACACCGCCAACCUGCCACAGGUGUUCAAUGAGGGCAAAUACUACAAGCAGCAGGAGCCAGAGCAGCCUCCCCAGGUGACAAAGGCUGAGCGACCCUGCCUGCAAAGGCAGGAUGACAUUGCUCAAGAAAAGCGUCUUUCCAGAGGUAUUUCUCAUGCCAGCUCAGCCAUAGUCUCCCUUGCUCGAUCACAUGUAGCAAACGAGUGCAGCAAUGAGCAGUUUCCUUUGGAGAUGCCCAUCUACACAUUCCAACUACCAGACCUUAGUGUGUACAGUGAAGAUUUCAGAAGUUUCAUUGAGCGUGACUUAAUUGAGCAGGCAACAAUGGUUGCUUUGGAGCAAGCAGGACGACUAAAUUGGUGGUCCACAGUGUGUACAAGCUGCAAACGUCUUCUUCCCUUGGCUACAACAGGUGAUGGAAACUGCCUCUUGCAUGCUGCAUCUUUAGGGAUGUGGGGAUUUCAUGACCGGGACCUUGUUUUACGUAAAGCACUCUAUACUAUGAUGAGAAGUGGAGCUGAAAGGGAAGCACUGAAAAGAAGAUGGAGAUGGCAACAGACCCAGCAGAAUAAGGAGUCAGGCUUAGUGUAUACAGAAGAAGAAUGGGAACGGGAGUGGAAUGAACUGCUUAAACUGGCAUCAAGUGAGCCUCGUACACAUUUCAGCAAAAAUGGAGGCACUGGUGGUGGAGUCGAUAAUUCAGAAGAUCCAGUGUACGAGAGCUUAGAAGAGUUCCAUGUUUUUGUCUUAGCCCAUAUUUUGAGAAGACCUAUUGUUGUAGUAGCAGACACAAUGUUACGAGACUCAGGGGGAGAAGCGUUUGCACCUAUACCAUUUGGAGGAAUUUAUUUGCCACUUGAAGUCCUACCUAACAGAUGCCAUUGCUCGCCUCUCGUGCUAGCCUAUGAUCAGGCCCAUUUCUCUGCUCUUGUUUCCAUGGAACAAAAAGAUCAACAGAGAGAACAAGCGGUGAUCCCUCUGACUGACUCUGAACACAAGUUACUGCCUUUGCACUUUGCAGUCGAUCCUGGGAAAGACUGGGAGUGGGGAAAAGAUGACAAUGAUAACACCAGACUGGCCAAUUUGAUUCUGUCUCUUGAGGCAAAGCUUAAUCUUCUACACAGCUAUAUGAAUGUAACAUGGAUACGCAUACCAUCUGAGACACGGCAGGCCCCUUUGGCUCAACCAGAAUCCCCUACUGCUUCAGCCGGGGAAGAUGUUCAGUCUCUGGCUGACUCAAUGGACUCAGACCGAGAUUCCAUCUGUAGUAAUUCCAAUGGCAAUAAUGGCAAAAACGGUAAAGAAAAAGAAAAGGACAAGCAGAGGAAAGAUAAAGACAAAACCAGGACGGAUUCAGUUGCCAAUAAAAUAGGAAGCCUAAGUAAAACUCUGGGAAUUAAACUGAAGAAGAAUAUGGGUGGUCUUGGAGGCCUGGUGCAUGGCAAAAUGAGCAGAGCCAAUUCAGGGAAUGGGAAAAAUGGAGACACAGUAGAAAAAGUCAAAGAGAAGAAGUCUAAGUCUCGAAAAGGGAGCAAAGAGGAAUCUGGACAGUCUGCGAGCACUUCUCCAUCUGAAAAGACCACUCCAUCUCCAACUGACAGAGCUAGCAACUCACCCAGUGAAAAGAUGAACAAUAAACCCUUCUCUGACAAGCAGUCUGACCCAUGGAAGUACAGCACUGAUGUGAAACUCAGCCUAAAUAUUUUGAGAGCUGCCAUGCAGGGUGAACGAAAGUUUAUUUUUGCUGGCCUUCUUUUGACCAGUCACAGGCAUCAGUUCCAUGAGGAGAUGAUAGGCUAUUACCUGACCAGUGCGCAGGAGCGUUUCAAUGCAGAACAGGAACAGAAAAGAAAGGAUGCUGAGAAAAAGGUGACACUGAAUGGGUCAUCUUGUAGGAAACUGGAGCCAGAGGCGUAUUCAAAAGAAAAAUUAGAAACAUCUCCUCAGGAUAGGGCAUCACCUGUCUUACCUCAAAGCCAUACAACUCAACUAGUUUUAAAAUUUAAAGAUCGCACUAGUCCCACGCCUGGGUCAUUUUCUUCACCUAGUAAUGGUGCUAAGAAAAGCGGACCCAUUCCGGUAUCUGCCCACUAUAGCCAUACACCACCUGUUCAAAGGCAAAGCGUCAUCCAUUUGCAUGAUGUCAGCUCCAAGCCGUCGAGCUUCCAGGAUGAUACCUACAAGCCAGUAGUUGGCACCUUAAAAACCUGUGCCACCUAUCCCCAGCAAAACAGAUCACUGUCUUCUCAGACCUAUAGCCCAGCCCGGAUAUCUGGUAUCCGCACAGUGAACACAGUGGAAUCACUGAGCUAUGCCAUACCUACUGAACACAAGUCUCAGACAUAUACAAAUGGAUUCAAUACUGGCGAUAUUAGAGACUGCUUAGAAUAUGCUGAUGAGGAUGCUCCUCAGACCUGGUUGAACAAUGAUAAAAAUCAAGGCAGAAGUACAGUUUGCCCAAUAUAUUCCAUCCAGCAGAACCGCUGUAAGAAGGAGAACUGUUCCUUUUAUGGGCGUCCUGAGACUGAAAAUUACUGUUCAUACUGCUACAAAGAAGAGUUAAAGCGCAGGGAGAGAGAAAGCAAGGGACAUAGGCAUUGAGGAUUCUUCCAUGACUACUUAGUUUUACCAUUUUCUUACUUAGAAACUAAACAGUGUUGAAUUGCAGUAAAAGGAAUCCUUAAAAAAAAAGAAUAAAGGGUUGAUGAGUAAAUAGUGUCUAGCUUUUCGCUUUUCCGGGGCAAUGAGGAAAUAAUAGAAUUAAUUUAUCGUAAAAAAAAUUAUUUUCCAUUUUGUCAGUGUCUUUUUUACAUAUACUGGUAAGUUGAAGGGUUGUUUACUCCUUUGUCAGUGCUGUGUGUAUGUUUGGUCAAAAAUUUACUAAUGGUGCCUGAAUUUACACUGACAUCACUCAGGUAGUAGAAUGAUAGGGGAAAAUCAUAAUACUGGAGAUGUGGUGUUGUAGUAGGGUAGUAUCUGCCUUGCAGACAUUUGAAAUUCUAUGGCUAUUAUGAGAGUAUGUUUUCCUCAGUAAAACGUAAAUUUUUCAUAGCCUUUUUUUUUCAGGAGGGUAGUGAUUUUACAUACUGCUCAUUUUUAACAUGGCAGCAUAUUGCAUUGCUACUAAUGUUUGUACUCACUUUAGUUGAAAUUGAAUGAUCUGGGAAAAUGGGAGUGAAAGGUCUGAAUUCAUGAGGGUUGUACCUCUUCCUAAUUUUAAGUCAUUUCUACAUUUCCAUUAAAAAGUAGGAUUGAGCCACUUUCAUUUGUACUGAAUUUUUUAACAGGUUUUAUAAAAAAUAUAUUAUAACUUGCAAGACUUCACAUCAAAAAAACCCCACACAGUAUAGUUUUGGGCACCUGAAUUUCAGUAGUAUUUUCAUUGCUGUUAAAAUUGAGAGAAAUGUUAAAAUAAAAUUAAAAUACAAAAAUGUUAUUAGAUUUGGAAAAUUUGAUGACCUGCUAGGAAAUUUGGGAUCAUUUUAGAGCUGAAUUAACUGCUUGUCAAAAUAAAUGUAGUGCAUCAAUUGAUUGCCUUAGCCAUUGAAUGAAUUUAAUCAUUAUUGAUUUAUUCCUUUCUCAACAGUAUCGAAGGAUAGUUAUUGCACACAUAAUGACUUCUGAACCUUUCUUGAAGGCUGUUGGCUCCACCUAUUUUUGAGUCUUCUCCUAGAGAAGAGACUCUGUGUACCCGCCAGGAGGUUCUAAGGUAGCUAUAAAAUACUUCCAUUGUUAAUGGCAACUCCUAGCACAGAUAUGCACAAGUCUGAUAUCCAAAUAUUUACUUAAGUAUUUGCAAUACUUUUGAAAAUAAAACUUUGCUCAUAUAAACAUUUCUGUAAAGCAGACACCGCAACUACUGUUAAAGUAGAUGUAUGACAUGAGGAAGCUUUCCUGAAUAUAGCACUCGCCAGUUUUACACCCCUCCAGCAUCAGCUGCUAUAACAUAGUAAGAAUAGAUCUUUAGUGGUGUUACACUUGUAAUCAGAGGCCCCUUUACUGUCUACCUACAGUUGGUUGUUUUGGUUUUUUGUUUUUUAAAAGAGCUCAUUUUCUACAAAUAGGUGAAGUACUGCCUUCAAGAAUUCUUACUCUGCCACCUAAAGGCACAGGACAUGAGUUCUGCCUUACUCAUUAUGGAAUAGCACUUUUUCUGGCCCACACCGGAAAGAUUAUUUGCCAAAGAAUCUUUGUAUCUGAUUCUUUUCUGCUGUACCCCAAUUUUUACUUUUGAUGUGGGUGGCACCAUUUCACUUGUGGACAGUUAAUCCUAGUUAGCCUUGAAACCAAGCCUAAAGUAGUCUGUGAAAACAAGAUACACAAACUUAUGCUGACACGUACUGGCUUUCAGGAAAAGCUCGUAAGCUGUUGCUAAUGGCCCACUGAAAUUUGUGGAACUGAGCACAUACUUAAAAUUGACCAUAUCUUUAGGUUUCCUGCUGAAUGGGAGGUUUAAAGAAUAGUUUCAAAGUAAGUCCAUUAGCCACUCCUAAGAAGUCCUGGUCUUUGCUGUGUUAGCUGUUCCAUGAAUCCAGACCUGUACUUCUUAUUUCUUGCCAUAUACUGAGUGUACACUGUUACUGAAUUUGUGGUCCUUCAUAAAAGGGAAAUACUGAUGUGCAUAAUGAGAGGUUAAAACUCCAUGCGACUUCUGUCCUUAAGGUAAGCACAUUCUAAAGCCCAUAUCUCUGCUAACACUGGUAAGCAGUGUCCUUUUUUGGUUAACAUGUAAGUUCUCAUUGCCAAAGAAAUCUGAAUUGCAGAUUAUGCUAAAACAAAUCAAAUAUACCUGAUUGUAUUUGUUGCUGAGACUGAGAAAACUGACAGGAUAAAAGUUCAUGAAAAAAAUAAAUAUUUAAGAACUCUUAGAGCAUUAGAGUAGCAGUAGCAUUUGAUACUCUGAGAACUGCUUCUGUGUAAAAUUGUGCUUAAAAAUAUUACAUUAGGAGCAAACUACACCAGCCCCUGUAUUUAAGUCAGUUGUAUCCUUUCUGAAUGAGGAAAAAAAGUAACAGCACAUAUGUAAAAGUAAGCAGUUACCAUGAGAGUUUGCUGUUUCCCAUUUUUCAAAGGAGUUGUUUCUAUAGCCUUAAACAUUUUUAAUGUUAAAAACAUUUUUAAGAUCUACUAUUGACGAAAGAGAUAUACAGCUGGUAAAUAUUUAGAUCAAUUACUCUGUUCUAAAUUAUUGAACAGAUUGUACCUGUAUGUUAGAUUAUUUUGAAAAACUAAUUGGUCUUCUGAAUAAUAAUAGGCUGUCUGUAUAGGAUAGCAAAUUUCAGUGUUCACUGUUAUGCUCAAGUCACUCAAAUAUUUCUGCAAAUAUUUACCACUACUGGAUUGCUCAUUUGAAAAUAUCUGUUAUAUGAAAUACUGACAGAAUACUUUUUAGUUGCACCUGUUUCCUCAGAAUCCUUUUCUUGGUAUAUCUUCAAAUAAUUUGCUUAAUGUUGCCGUUUUCUUUUAAAGCUCUCUUCAAAUAUCCCACUAUUCUCUUGUCCCUUAACAUUUGAUAUUGAAAAGAAGUUGCACGUAUACCAUGCAAUUCGCCAGUUAAAAUCUAUCCAUCUUUUCCUAGUAGUUGUCCUUUUUCCUGGAUAAGUAAUACUGUGGGUUUUCAUUCAUUUAUUUAUUUUUCCCUUUUUUGAGCUAUUUGUGGCAGUUUUCUAAAGGGGAUACCAUAGUUGGUAUUAAACAGUCCAAACAUGCAGAAACAGUGCCUCCUCCUGAAGAAGUGAUUGUCCCAUGAAGAGUCUAGCUGUAAAAGGAAAUUUUCUACCUAUUUUUGUCAGAAUUCCCAACUGCUCAUGACUUGUGUUCACCAGCUCUGAAAGAAAUUGUACCAUUCUUAGCUAGGUGUGAGAGGGAAUAAUCUUCAGUUUUAUUUUCCUGUUGCACUAAAUGGAUAACCUUUGACUGCUCUCUUGGUUUAUUUUUCCUUACAUUGAAAGUUCAAGUAGCCUGCAGGCCAGCAAGUCCUUUUUCUGUGCCUGAUCCGCCCUCGCUAUACCUUCCGGAGCUUCUUAGAGUUACUGCUUAGUCCCCGCUGUACAGAAAUUGGUUUUCGUUUUGGAGGACGCUAUUAAUUUCUUCUGUUAGCUCAAGUGGCUGCAAUACACAUGCAUAUUUUUGCAUUUGUGUUUGCUUCCCCCCCCCCCCCCCCCCCCCUUGAUAGUCAUUCAACAGUUAUCACUGUUGUCCAGAUUUCAGAAGUACAGACUAAAUCCUGGGGAGGCUACGCCUUCCCAGAAUAGAUCCAAAAUCACCAGGAGAUAUUUAGGUUGGAGGAAGCUGGAUAUUUUUUUUUUAACAUGUGAAUGUGCAUUUUCUCUAAUUUAAAAAAGGCUUAAACCUAUUAUGCAAUUUUUUUACUUUGUUCGUAACAGAGGAUGCCUGUAAUACAUAAUGGGUUUCAGUCACACUUUAUUAAAGUUCCGUUUAAAAUACUUUCUAAAGAGUUAAUAAACUAUUGCUAGACUUUACAAGUAUUUUUUCAGAUAUGGGUAUCAGUUGUAGCAUAUGGCUAACAAGCAGCUUAUUCAGAAGAAGGUUGUGGUGCAGAUUACUAAAAGUAACUUCAGAUAUUUUGGAUUUUAAAACAAUUUAUUAACCUUUUGUUUUGUACUUGGAAAGUUUUGUGUUGCUAUUUUUCUUAAGAAGUCUAAAUAGGCCAAAUGAAGUCUUCAGAGUCAUCUUUUCUUAAACUGCAAAACUUAUGUGAGCAGUAUUACUUGAUAUAGAAAGUACUGAAGAAGGUCGCUUGAUGUGGAUUUGUGCACCAUUGGACUGCAGAUCAAAGCAGUCUGCUGAGGCAGUAUCAGUCCUUGUACAUAUAGGCAUAUUCAGGGUAAUCUAUUUCUCAUGUGAUGAAUGUGUAGACAUGAAAAAAAAAAUGCACAGCACAGAUCUGACAAAGUACUGCCCUUUAACUCUGAUUCUGCAAACAGUACACUGGUGCUCAAUUUCACCAAUAUGCAUAGUCUCCCUGGCAUCAGUGUGACUGCUUAUUUUCAGAAACUUAACGUAACUGUUAAGAAAAAGCAUAAACCUUUGUGGGGUUAAGGCCUGACCCUUUAGGCAGCGUAUGUUCCCCUCAGGCUGCCUGAUGUUACUCUUCCAGUGAGAGAAUCAAUGAGAAUUUUGCUUGAGGAGCAGAGGGAAGCCUCAGGGCUCUUUGGGCUAAAUCUGCUGUCCUCUGAAAUCUGUGGACAGAAUCCUAUUGGUAGUGGGGCCUUAAAUCAGGUGCUUCAUGGACACACAAAAUACUUGCAAGCUGGAUGUGAAAGUAGAGUACGAGCUACUAAGGGAGUACAGUCUUCGUAUCACCAGGAAUGUUUUGCACAGGUAAAAACCCAUAUGUUAAUAGAAGCCACAAAAAUCUCAAAUAAACAUAGGGUCAGAGAAGCAAAAUAACUGAUGCUUAUUGUAGAUGGCUUUUCAGCUUAGUGUAUUUUAAGUCUCUGGCAGUGUAUUUGAAGAGUAUUUGUUUUAGGGUAUGGCAGCUUACGCAGAGGAUCACCAAACAGUAUAUAGCAUAGAAUGUAAAUUAUUUCAGUAACAGACACUAGUAUCUAUUUUCAUUUGCACAUUAAUGUCCCAUGUAUAUGACUAAAAUACUAUAUUGUUAAAAAUGAGAGGAAAACAACAGAGAGGUAUUUGUAAGUACGUUCAGUUUGUAGACCUAAGGCUGUAUUAUGUUGAAAUUUUACAAGCCAAGUUUAAAUUGUAAUAUAGAAAUUAUUUUUAUAUUAUUUUCAAAAUACGCUACAGAGCAAUAUUUUGCGCCUUUAUUAUAAACAGGGUCAUCAUUUUAGUAGGUUACCUUCAGAAAUGCUGGUAGAAAUUAACCAUGAAAAGAAAGCUUUGUAAAUGUACUUGUUUCUAACUGCUCUGUCUGUUUUGCACAUCUUUAUCAAAUGCGAGUUGAAUAUGCAAAUUUUUUUUUAUUUAAAAGCUUUAAAUUUUUCUUUAUAUAUUUUGGUACAACACUAUCCCUCUCUAUCUAAUGCCACUUUUCCUUCCAGUCCCUACCAAUAGGCUUCUCAUCUGGAAAGUUUUCUUAUCAAAUGAAACAUUUCUGCACAGAUAUUGAUUCACUUGGGACAUUUAUAACACACCUUGAGUCCACUGGAGUAGGAUUACUUUGCUUUUUUUUGAAAACAGAAUCAGAGAUUUAUUAUUCCUUCCAAAAUGAAAAUCAAGAAUAAAUAAUCAGUGCAAUCAUUUAGAAUCUGUGGGAAGAAAAUCACUCUAGAUCAUAGAAAUGUCAUCAUCUAAUUGGCAGCUACAUUGUGUCUUAAUAUGCAUCAGCUUCUUGCAGAUUUAAGUGUUCAGAUUUUCUUUCUUCAUAGUUCUUUGUACUGUACAUAUGAAGUACUGAUGAACUGUGCAAAAAAGACUCUGCCAACUAAUGCAUAUGUUAAGAGUCAGUGUAGUCUUUAAAAUUCCAUAACUUUUGUGGUUUAGUUUGUUUAAUAAUUACUAUCAAGGUAUGUACUGCAACCAAAAUUUUCAGAUCUGGACACCUAACCUUAAGAUUCUGCUUCCAGGUUCCUCGUAAUAAACAAACUGGUUUUAAGAUGUACCAAGCAUCAAUUUCUGUGGGAGCAAAAGCUCUUUCUUGGUUUCAGAAAAUCAAGUGAGCAUUACUCCAACACAUAGUCAGGGCUUUUCUUUAUUAGUCUGCACUCCUUUUCAGUCAAUGGAAUUAUAUUUUCUCUUUAGCGAUUUUCCAUGUGUGAACAAAUAAUUGGACUUAUUCAUAAAGUAAUUGCCUGAAUGUGGAGAGACUUGCCUUGUACCAAAACACCAUAUAAUUGUCCAUUUAACUGUUGCAUUCUUAAUGGGGGCUACUGUAUUCCACUGAUUCUGGGGGGGGAUAGAAGACUUUUUUUUUUUUUUUAAUAUCAUGAUCUCUAUGUUUGGGUUUUUUUCCUUUCAAGUGAAUAUACUAUUCUGAUUGCUGUUUUAUCUCCCAUUACCUAAACACAUGUACUGUACCAAGAGGAUUGAAAUGGCUGAUGCACAUUUGCACUGUGGAACACACAAUAUGGGUAAAAGCCACGAUGUUCCAAACAGCCUUAAAAUUAUGACUCUCUGGAGACUGAGAGUCACUUAACUGGAUGCAGCCUCUGUCCCACUUCCUCAUUUAACCAUAACUGUAAAACACUCUAGCCUGCUGUAGUCUACGUAACUGUAUGCAUAUUCAUCUGAAUGACCUGUAAUCUUAAAAGUAUUUUUUCUUUAAGAAAUUGUAGUUCAUUGAUAAGUGUCAGUGUGCCAGGAAACCUUUGUCAAAAGAGGAGAUAGGGGUAAAAAUAGAGAUAAAAGUAGAUAGUGGAGUAACCAUGGCACCAAAGUACUAAAAAGAGGGAAAACAGUUAAGAUGUAUCAAAAUCUAUUUCCUGUCAAGACUGGAAAUUUGUAUCUCUUCUUGUAUUCUGGGAGAACAGAGAAAUGUUGUUUUGGCAUUCAUCUCUGCAUCUAAUGUAGUCUCUUACUUUGUUGCAGAGCUUUGCUGUUGGGGAAGAAGGGACAGAAAAAUGGCAAGUUUUCUUCCCUUCUUCAAGCAAGUUCUACUCUAGUGGCAGAAUCAUCUGAGAUUGCAAAAAUAUGCUCCAAUGUUAGAACUAAACAGUGCCUAACUCCCAUGUGUGAGCUGUGCAUUUCAUUUUCAUUUUGCCCCUUUCAAAUGCUUUUUUUUUUUUUUAAAGGGGAGGGGAAGUUUAAAGCAUAAGCUUUGUAUGGGAGUGACCCAGUUCUUCCUUUGUUCACAUGCAAAAUCAAUAAAAACAUGAAAAUGGAAUUAUGCUGGAGUUGCACUUUCCCUCUCAGGCAAGCUGAGAGGUAAAAGCCACCUUUUUAGGCAAAUUCUGUGUAAGUGUUUUGCCACAGAAUAAAAUUAGAACCACUUGGCACAGAAACUUUGCUUGAUGAAGCCUGACAGUAUGUCAGGAGUUUGAGAGCCACGGCCAACCUAGCCAAAACAAAGCAAGUCUGGUCAAUCUUGCCUUUAAAACAGAUACAGUUCAUUCUGGCCUCUGGUGUCUGAACAGUAUCUUUGCAGUAAAGAUGAAGUGGAACACUGCCUUGUCACUUGCCUCCAGGUUUAAGUAAUACAAAGCCUCUUCCCCACUCUUUUGGUUAAAAUAUGCAGGAGAUGUAGCAGCAAAACAUGGCAUCUCAGGCUCAGAGAAUACCCUGUGUCUCCUUUUAAUGGGCUUGCAAUCAGGUAAUGAAUUGAAACACAGCCAUGUGAGCGUGAUAGAAGCGCUCUUGUCUCUAAACUUUGCAAAUUGUGUGCACUUAUGUUUUAACACUGAGAGAAACUAAGUAACGAUUUUACUGUUUAUUUGCUCAAGAUUCUGAGUACUGUAAAUACGGUCUUUCUAUAAUGCACAUAGUUCAUGUACAGUACAAAAACUUAUUUUCCCUUGGAGCCACUCAAGAUUUGCAUGUACAUGGUACCAAUCGCUGUUCCUUUACCAUAAGCCAAGGAGAACAAACAGGGUUUACACCGAGAUUAAAUAACGAAUGGAAGCAGCUAGGAGUCCUCAACCAUGGUCUUCCAGGCCAGCUUUGACAGUUUUGUAUAAAAUUCUGUCCCGAUUAUUUAGAUUAGGUUUGUGCUCUUUUCUGGGAAGGAGCAAUUACUUCUGUGCCUUUUCCAAGCCCAUUGCUCUUACCCGGCUAACUCCUUGUUGCAUUUGUAAUGUGCCAGUCUUACCAUGAUUCAGCUAUGAAGCAGUUUUUCAAAUCUGCAUAGAGCUCUUGUUUUCUUAUUGGAGUCCAUCUAGAGCUUUAUUCUGCAUUCAAUUUUAAGACGUAAAACACUAUUAGAAACUUUUUUAAAUGCCUUGAGGUUGACUGUUGUGUGGCUGAAAGAUUUUGUUCUCCUUGGAAGGCCUCGUUCUUCCUCACUGACUCUUGUGACUAACAUUUUUGUAUGGAAAAAGUUGAAUGAAACAUUGAAAAUAUUAGUGCUGUUUACAUGUAUUUCUGCCAUUUGGUAUACUUUACCUUUUUUGUUGCACAAUUCUGUGUUGUUAAAACCCAAUGCCUUUCAGAUAUGGGCAACUUUUGAAGGGCGGUCUGAAUUAUUAUACGCAAAAGGUAUACGUAGCUGAUUCAUCAUAACUUUACUAUUACUAUUGUAGAAUAUGCCCUCCUGAAAUUGUACAUCUUUUUUGCUAUUUCUAAUGUUUUUCCUUUCAACUUCUACUUCCUUAGAGAAAUUCUAAAGCUCUUUUUUUCUGAAAGCCUGUCGUAGAUUUGCCAAUAAAGAAGAUUUGGCUUUCUCAGUUCAGUUUGCAUAUAGAGUCGCUUGUCUCCCCAAACAAGAAUUCAGAUAACACAGAUGUCACACCCUUAGCUUAUAGAAGUUAAUUUACUCAUUAACUGAGGGUCUUUGUUCAAUUAUAACCAAAGCUAAUUAUAUAAAGUUUAAAAAAAUGGAACAGGUAAUGUGACUCUUUCUAAUAACCUAGCAAACUCAGCAUUUUUAAAACUAUAGAAAUGUACAAUGAAUGUAUUUGUACUUGAAGUCCAUAUUUCAAAGAAAGAUGGCUCUCACUGGGGCUUAAGUAAAUGUUAAUAAGGAAUAAAGCAAGUCUCACUGAUUUUUGCUGGCUAAGAAUUCAACUUCUUGGUAGUCAUACCCUCCUUAUUUUUCAGAGUCUGAAUUUCUUGUUGUCUUCUAUAAAUUUAUACUCUUAGCAAAGAUUACUUUAGGAUUUCAAUAAACAAUAUAAUAGAUAUAUCUGAAAUUUAUUUAAAGCUGAAGUGACUUUUCAGGUUUCUCUGUGUUUGACCAUUUUCAUGCAAAACUUUUACCCUGUAUGGAAGGAGUGAAUUUAUCUUUUCCCAUUCCCUUCCCUAUUCAUAAUUUAAAGAUGUGAUUGGUUGCAGUCACUUUCAUCUGCAAACAAAACAGUUGAUCAUUUUUAAUCUGACUGCCAUAUCAUGUUUAAAUGCAUUGUUCAAAAGAAACAGGAACAUUAAUUAACAUUAAAGGGUAAUGAAUUAUUUUUGUUGUGAAAAGCGUGAGUUCUUGAGGACCUUUUCUACGUGCAGUUUUCAUUCAAAUUCAAUUUCAAUUCAUUUUUGAUCUAGUCCAUACUUUGACAAAGAUGACAUGUAAGCUGUUUUUAGCAGUUGGAUUGUUACUUUGUAAAGUAUUAAAGCACUAAACCAAUUUUUGCAAUAGGUAGUAAAACUUGCUUUUGUUUUGAAAAACUUCCAGUUAUAACUGUUGCACUUUUUAUAGCAGAACUGUAUUUAAUUUCUUUCUUUUAUGAAAGAUUACUCAAAGUAACUGAUAGCUCUGCAGUCUGUGUGAAUUGGCUUCUCCAUCAUUUGAAACAGAGAGAAGCUAUAAUGCCUAUUCAAUAAAAUUAACUUGUUUCUAAAGUA